Messenger RNA from Ananas comosus (pineapple), 1068 nucleotides. Its product is annotated as uclacyanin 1-like. Gene Ontology annotation, molecular function: electron transfer activity. The coding region runs from base 227 to 886 and encodes 219 amino acids. Gene Ontology annotation, cellular component: plasma membrane. The record is from RefSeq and is a predicted model, not a curated record. Lineage: Eukaryota; Viridiplantae; Streptophyta; Magnoliopsida; Poales; Bromeliaceae. The transcript is spliced from 2 exons.
GAUAGUGCAUUCCACAUGAUCUUUCCCACGCUUUUAGCUGUGUAAAAACAUGUAACCUCAAAUUCAAAUCAUUGGAGAGCUCCAUUCAACCUAAAAUGUUCACACAUCCACAUGGUCAGUAGUCAACAACACUAACCUGGAGUUUUCUAAAACCCUCUAUUUAUAGCAACAUGUAGCUCUAAAACAAACCUCAAUACACUCUCCAUUCCUUUGUUCUUGUGGCACCAUGGCUUCAGUGAGAGCUGCAUUGGUCUGCAUUGCGUCGAUGGCAGCGAUGGUGCGGUUUGCGAGGAGCGCGGACUACACGGUCGGCGGGCCGAGCGGUGGGUGGGACACGAGCACCGAUCUGAAGACGUGGGCCACAAAUCAGAAGUUGGCCGUCGGAGACAGCCUGACUUUCACGUACCAAAGUUUCCACGAUGUCGUGGAGGUAAAAAAAUCCGGCUAUGACUCCUGCAGCGCGGCCAACUCCCUGGCCACCUACACCGGCGGCCGCACUGCCAUCCCGCUGGCCUCGCCCGGCAAGCGCUACUUCAUCUGCGGCGUCCCCGGCCACUGCACUGCCGGCAUGAAGCUUGAAGUCGACGUCCUCCCCUCCGCCGCCUCCCCCCCACCGACCGCCACCGCGUCCCCACCCCACUCGCCCAAACAUAGCAGCAACAAUAGGCACAACAGCAAGCCGCCUGCCGCCUCCCCUGCGAAUGCGCCGACGUCGUCGGAGGCCAUCUCGGCACCGCCCGAGCGUAGUUCAGACUUUCAGCCCGUGAAGGCUGCGCCUGCAGCAGCACCUACGUCUGCGGCUGCAGUUGCCGGCUGUGGCCGGUGGGUGAAUGUUGCCUUAGGCGCCCUUGCUGGGCUAGGUCUGCUCGCAGUAGUGAACCUGUGAGAAAGAGGGUGAAAUAAAUUUGGACUUAUUAGUGUGUAAAUUAUCAUUGAGACGUGGUUUUUUUUUUUUUUUUUUUUUGGGAUCAGUUAGUGUUUUUUUAAUUUAUUACUAUGUACCUGAGUUUAAUGAGACAUGAUCAUAUCCGUUAUUAUUUUGGGGGUAAAUUACACACCAUUGCUUAA